AGUUCCCUCAGGCUGUUGGCAGAGAGAUUCCGAAAUGGCGGUGCAGCCGAAGGAGACACUGCAGCUGGAGAGCGCAGCCGAGAUCGGCUUCGUGCGCUUCUUCCAGGGCAUGCCUGAGAAGCCGACCACCACGGUGCGCCUUUUCGACCGGGGCGACUUCUACACCGCGCACGGCGAGGACGCACUCCUAGCUGCCCGGGAGGUGUUCAAGACCCAGGGGGUGGUCAAGUUCAUGGGGCCGGCAGGAGCAAAGACUCUGGAGAGUGUUGUGCUUAGUAAAAUGAAUUUUGAAUCUUUUGUAAAAGAUCUUCUUCUAGUUCGUCAAUACAGAGUUGAAGUUUAUAAGAAUAGAGCUGGAAAUAAGGCCUCCAAGGAGCAUGACUGGUAUUUGGCAUUUAAGGCUUCGCCAGGUAAUCUUUCUCAAUUUGAAGACAUUCUCUUUGGUAACAAUGAUAUGUCAGCUUCCAUCGGUGUCGUGGGUGUUAAGAUGUCUACAGUUGAUGGCCAGAGACAGGUUGGAGUUGGAUAUGUUGACUCCAUACAGCGGAAGCUAGGACUGUGUGAGUUUCCUGAUAAUGAUCAGUUCUCCAAUCUGGAGGCUCUCCUGAUUCAGAUUGGACCGAAGGAAUGUGUUUUACCAGGAGGAGAUACUGCUGGAGACAUGGGAAAACUGAGGCAGGUUAUUCAGAGAGGAGGAAUUCUAAUCACAGAAAGAAAAAGAGCUGACUUUUCUACAAAAGAUAUUUAUCAGGACCUCAACCGGCUGUUGAAAGGCAAAAAGGGAGAACAGAUGAAUAGUGCUGUAUUGCCAGAAAUGGAGAAUCAAGUUGCAGUUUCUUCAUUGUCUGCUGUAAUCAAGUUUUUAGAACUCUUAGCAGAUGACUCAAACUUUGGACAGUUCGAACUGACUACUUUUGACUUCAGCCAGUACAUGAAAUUGGAUAUGGCAGCAGUAAGAGCCCUUAACCUUUUCCAGGGUUCUGUUGAAGAUACUGCUGGCUCUCAGUCUCUGGCUGCAUUGCUGAAUAAAUGCAAAACCCCUCAAGGACAAAGACUAGUUAACCAGUGGAUUAAGCAGCCUCUCAUGGACAAGAACAGAAUAGAAGAGAGAUUAAAUUUAGUGGAAGCAUUUGUAGAAGAUGCAGAAUUGAGGCAGAGUUUACAAGAAGAUUUACUUCGUCGAUUUCCAGAUCUUAACCGACUUGCCAAGAAAUUUCAAAGACAAGCAGCAAACUUACAAGAUUGUUACCGACUCUAUCAGGGUAUAAAUCAACUCCCUAAUGUUAUUCAGGCUAUGGAAAAAUAUGAAGGACAACAUCAGGCAUUGUUGUUGGCAGUUUUUGUGACUCCUCUUAUUGAUCUUCGUUCUGAUUUCUCCAAGUUUCAGGAAAUGAUAGAAACAACUUUAGAUAUGGAUCAGGUGGAGAACCAUGAAUUCCUUGUAAAACCUUCAUUUGAUCCUAACCUGAGUGAAUUAAGAGAAAUAAUGGAUGACUUAGAAAAGAAGAUGCAGUCAACAUUAAUAAGUGCAGCUAGAGACCUAGGUUUGGAUCCUGGCAAACAGAUUAAACUGGAUUCCAGUGCACAAUUUGGAUAUUAUUUUCGUGUAACGUGCAAGGAAGAAAAAGUCCUUCGCAAUAAUAAAAAUUUCAGUACAGUGGAUAUCCAGAAGAAUGGUGUUAAAUUUACCAACAGUAAAUUGACUUCUCUCAAUGAAGAGUAUACCAAAAAUAAAACCGAGUACGAGGAAGCCCAGAAUGCCAUUGUUAAAGAAAUCGUCAAUAUUUCUUCAGGCUAUGUAGAACCGAUGCAGACACUCAAUGAUGUGUUGGCUCAGCUAGAUGCCGUUGUCAGCUUUGCUCAUGUGUCAAAUGGAGCACCUGUCCCAUAUGUGCGGCCGGUCAUUUUGGAGAAAGGACAAGGGAGAAUUACAUUGAAAGCAUCCAGACAUGCUUGUGUUGAAGUUCAAGAUGAAGUUGCAUUUAUUCCUAAUGAUGUUCACUUUGAAAAAGAUAAGCAGAUGUUCCACAUAAUUACUGGUCCCAAUAUGGGAGGUAAAUCAACAUAUAUUCGCCAGACUGGGGUAGUAGUUCUUAUGGCCCAAAUUGGGUGUUUUGUGCCGUGUGAAUCAGCAGAAGUGUCCAUUGUGGACUGCAUCUUGGCCCGGGUAGGGGCUGGUGACAGCCAACUGAAAGGAGUCUCCACAUUCAUGGCUGAAAUGUUAGAGACUGCUUCUAUUCUCAGGUCUGCAACCAAAGAUUCUUUAAUAAUCAUAGAUGAAUUGGGAAGAGGAACCUCUACCUAUGAUGGAUUUGGGUUAGCGUGGGCUAUAUCAGAGUACAUUGCAACAAAGAUCGGUGCUUUUUGCAUGUUUGCAACCCAUUUUCAUGAACUUACUGCCUUAGCCAAUCAGAUACCAACUGUUAAUAAUCUACAUGUCACAGCACUAACUACUGAGGAGACCUUAACUAUGCUUUAUCAGGUGAAGAAAGGUGUCUGUGAUCAAAGUUUUGGGAUUCACGUUGCCGAGCUUGCUAAUUUCCCCAGGCAUGUAAUAGAGUGUGCUAAACAAAAAGCCCUGGAACUAGAGGAGUUUCAGAAUAUUGGGGCACCACAGGAGCAUGAUGAAAUGGAACCAGCGGCAAAGAGAUGCUAUCUGGAAAGAGAGCAAGGUGAAAAAAUUAUUCAGGAGUUCGUAUCCAAGGUGAAGCAAGUGCCCUUUACUGAAAUGUCAGAAGAAAACAUCACAAUGAAGUUAAAACAGCUGAAAGCUGAGGUGAUGGCAAAGAAUAAUAGUUUCGUAAAUGAAAUCAUUUCACGAAUAAAGGUUACUACGUGAGAAAAUGCCCUUAAUGGAAUGAAGAUAAUAUUGAUAAGCUCUUGUCUUGUAAUGCUUUUGUAUUGUUUUAUAUUAACCCUUUUUCUAUAGUGUUGGCAAUUGAUGCUAAUGAGAUAUCAAGGCAAUAAAAUAUUUAGUAUACUUUGCUCUA
Sus scrofa (pig) is the source of this 2990-nucleotide messenger RNA. It is a transcript of the gene MSH2, whose product is annotated as mutS homolog 2. The record is from RefSeq and is marked provisional. Gene Ontology annotation, cellular component: nucleus; MutSalpha complex. Gene Ontology annotation, molecular function: mismatched DNA binding; ATP-dependent DNA damage sensor activity; ATP binding. Gene Ontology annotation, biological process: mismatch repair; somatic recombination of immunoglobulin genes involved in immune response; mitotic recombination. NCBI's taxonomy places the organism in Eukaryota, Metazoa, Chordata, Mammalia, Artiodactyla, Suidae.